This is a messenger RNA of Parastagonospora nodorum SN15, 1926 nucleotides long. RefSeq lists its product as hypothetical. Bases 1 to 1926 code for a protein of 641 amino acids. The transcript has 2 exons. The record is from RefSeq and is a predicted model, not a curated record. Lineage: Eukaryota; Fungi; Ascomycota; Dothideomycetes; Pleosporales; Phaeosphaeriaceae. Gene Ontology annotation, molecular function: ATP hydrolysis activity; DNA replication origin binding. Gene Ontology annotation, cellular component: nucleus. Gene Ontology annotation, biological process: cell division; DNA replication initiation; mitotic DNA replication checkpoint signaling.
AUGGCCUCCACUGUUCUUGGGAAGAGGACCCGCAGCUCUGCUACUGCAGACGCAAAAGAUGCUGUCUCCACGCGAUCAAAACGACGUGGACAGUUUGUCAUUCUCGACGAAGCAGAGAUUGAGAACCCUUUCGUCACGCCCAAGAGAAAGAAUGUGCGCAACGUCGAUGCGAUGGAGGUGGACGAGGUCGAGGAGAAGACGUCUGCAAAGCGUGGAAAGAACGCUGGCACAACUCCUGCAAAACACGGCGCACCUGGAUCACGACUUCCUCUUUCGACAGCAACAGAGAACUCACCGGCAAAAGCGCAUGUCGCAGAUCCCGAGAAGCCGUUCCGGACACCCUCGACACCACGGCACCGAGACGCGCUUGCCGGAAAGGUCGCGGUUACGCCAAGACACAGACUCAUUGUCGCUGGACGACCAUUAACACCACGCACACCACACACACCGGGAACUCCUCGACACUCUGCGCCUACCAUCUACAAUGAAGCGCGACAAGUCUUUGCGCGCGGCUCAGCACCAACGGCACUAUACGGACGCGAGCAAGAGCGCAAAGAGCUCGAGAGCUUCAUCUCAACGCGGUCAAAGGGCAAGAAGUCGGGAUGCAUAUACGUCUCAGGACCACCCGGCACCGGAAAGAGCGCUUUUGUCAACGAAGUCUGCACUUCCGUAUCAUCAGAAGGAUCCACAAAGACUGGUUACAUCAACUGUAUGAGCAUCAAGAACGCGACAGACCUCUACAGGACACUUUUGGAGGAGUUUGUCGACAUCACUGGGGUUGUUGAGGGCGACGAGAUGGACGCGCUACACGAACUUUUCCAGCAACGAAAGACGUCAUAUGUCGUUACAUUGGACGAAGUGGACCAUCUCUUGGAACUGGACAUCGAUCUGUUAUACAACAUCUUCGACUGGUCAAUGCAAAAGUCGUCCGGCCUUGUUCUUGUCGGCAUUGCGAACGCUCUCGACUUCACUGAUCGAUUCCUUCCUAGGCUCAAGGCCCGCGGUCUGAAGCCACACCUACUUCCAUUCCUCCCAUACUCUGCCGCGCAGAUCUCUUCAGUCAUCACAUCAAAGCUCAAGGCUUUACUUCCGGCAGGAUCGGACCAACUUCCAUUCAUCCACCCCACGGCCAUCAUGUUCCUUUCCAAGAAGGUUGCGUCACAAUCAGGCGACCUGCGCAAGGCAUUCGACAUCUGCCGUCGAGCCAUCGAUCUUAUCGAGGCCGACACCCGCGACCAGCAUGCGAAGAAGGCGACUGAGAUCACACCAUCACCAACCCCGUCGCCCACAAAGACACCCCUUGUGGACAACAUCAAUCUCUCGUCGCCAGUCGUCCGAUCACCGUCAAAGCUCAACGCGCAAAAGGUGCUUUCCAACUCGCUCGCCCAGCUUACAGUCGCAACGGCCCCACGAGCGACGAUUGCGCAUGUUGCGAAGAUUACUGCUACGGUGUUCAGCAACGGCACCUCGCAACGUCUCCGAAACCUCAACCUCCAACAAAAGGCAGUCCUCUGCUCCCUUGCAGCUAUCGAGAAGAAGAAGCGCGCUUCAGCCGGAGAGAGCGUUCUCGCGACACCAUCAAAAUCACACAACACUGCACCCACCAUCAAGGAGCUCUUCGAAGCAUACACCGCACUCUGCAAGCGCGAGAACAUACUUCAUCCCCUCACAAGCACCGAGUUCCGCGACAUUGUUGAGAGUCUCGAGACAUUGUCGCUCGUUUCCGCGGUCGAGGGCAAGUCAGGAUCGCUCGUGGCUGCAGGCACACCAAGCAGGCGCGGCAGAGGCAAGGCCAACGGCUUCGCUGGUGGGGUUGUAGUCGAGGAUCGCCGCGUUGCCAGUGCUGUUGGCGACAAGGAGCUCUCAGAUGCGUUGUCGGGACCGGGCAUGACUAUCCUGAGGGACAUUCUGGAGAGCAGCAAUUAA